AUGAUAGUACAAAAAAUCACCCCUUUACAAAAAGUCACAUUCAGAAUCACUUUUAAUCUUACACGUUGUUCCGUAUUUUAGAAGUGAAUUGUUCCAAUAGAAUGUUCUGUUUCCUUUUUUCUGGAGUCCAUGACGUCAUCACAGUUGUUUGGGAGAAGAAAAGACCUAAGAAAUAGAACCGUCAAAAAUAUACACUGUCCGACACAGUUUUAUGGUUAAAAUAACAAAUUUCGCGUUCUGAAGUAGCAAUGUCUACCCCGGCUAGAAGACGACUCAUGAGAGAUUUCAAAAGGCUUCAAGAGGACCCUCCUGCUGGCGUGAGUGGAGCCCCCUCUGAAAACAACAUCAUGUUGUGGAAUGCAGUCAUAUUUGGACCCGAGGGAACCCCAUUUGAGGAUGGAACAUUCAAGCUUGUGAUUGAGUUUUCAGAAGAGUACCCAAACAAGCCUCCAACAGUGAGGUUCAUCUCAAAAAUGUUCCACCCAAAUGUUUAUGCAGAUGGGAGUAUAUGUUUAGACAUCCUGCAGAAUCGUUGGAGCCCAACAUAUGACGUCUCAUCCAUUUUAACAUCCAUUCAGUCUCUUCUGGAUGAGCCAAACCCCAACAGCCCGGCUAACAGCCAGGCGGCCCAGCUGUACCAGGAGAACAAGCGGGAGUAUGAGAAGAGGGUGUCUGCCAUCGUGGAGCAGAGCUGGAAAGACUCCUAACAGUGAAGCGGCCAUCUUCCCCCACCAUGUUUAAAUCCAUUUUUUCAUUUACCUCAUCCACAAACCAAGGCAACAACAGAACAACUUUUAAGUGCCACAAGGAAAAAUAGGGACUUUUACUUGCCAACAUGUUUAAAAAAAGAAAAGGAAAAAAAAAAAGAAGCAACCUUUUGAGGUUUGUGUUAUUGUUCAUUUUUUAUUGCAUGAUGUGAAAUAAGUUAUUGCUAACAGAACUGUAAUAUAUCUGUGUUGGGUUGAUGGUACUCUUCAGCUUCUACACAAAACUUAUUUUUAAAUGUUUUUUUUUUCUUGGUUUGAACAGCAUUGGUUGUUAAAGAGUGUUUGUGUCUCACUGA
Conger conger (European conger) is the source of this 1063-nucleotide messenger RNA. Its product is annotated as ubiquitin-conjugating enzyme E2 B-like. Gene Ontology annotation, molecular function: ubiquitin conjugating enzyme activity. The transcript is spliced from 6 exons. NCBI's taxonomy places the organism in Eukaryota, Metazoa, Chordata, Actinopteri, Anguilliformes, Congridae. Gene Ontology annotation, biological process: protein polyubiquitination; DNA repair; proteasome-mediated ubiquitin-dependent protein catabolic process. Bases 249 to 707 code for a protein of 152 amino acids. The record is from RefSeq and is a predicted model, not a curated record. Gene Ontology annotation, cellular component: HULC complex.